Molecule: messenger RNA, 1683 nt
Organism: Lathyrus oleraceus (garden pea)
Lineage: Eukaryota; Viridiplantae; Streptophyta; Magnoliopsida; Fabales; Fabaceae
Product: NPL4-like protein 1
Exons: 2
Coding region: 253-1497 (414 amino acids)
Biological process (GO): ubiquitin-dependent protein catabolic process
Cellular component (GO): nucleus
Molecular function (GO): ubiquitin protein ligase binding; ubiquitin binding
Source: RefSeq, a predicted model, not a curated record
UGUGAUAACAAAAUCCAACGGCGCUGCAGGUUGAUCUCUAUACAGUUGCAUCAGUAUAGUAAAUUUCCCUUUCUCCCUCGACGGUGAAGUAUCUUCUUUUCUUCCCCAGCAAUUUUUCCAUUACAGCAACCCAAGCAAUCCUUUCCUCUCAACUCUUUUAUUCCAUUCCAAUCUCAAAAACCCCUUUCCAUCUUCUCAACAAUCAUCAUCACCAUCACUAUCACUAAAACAACCAAAACCUAAACAGCAACCAUGAUGCUCCGAGUUCGAAGCCGCGACGGCCUUGAAAGAGUAAAACUAGAAAACCCAAACGGAACAAAAGUCUCCGAACUCAAAUCCAUAAUCGAAAAUCAAUUGCGAAUUCCCACUCACAAUCAAACCCUAUCCACUAACCAAAACCUCUUACUCGCCAAAUCUCGUGAAGAUCUUCUCCGAUUCACUGAUAUGUCAAACCCUAACACUCUCUUAACAGCUUUAAACCUCUCUCACGGUUCAAUUGUGUUCUUAGCCUAUGAAGGCGAACGUAGGGUUCAAGGCCCAGCGGCUUUCAGUCCCGCCGGGUCUUUCGGUAAGAAGAUGACCAUGGACGAUCUCAUCGCCAAACAGAUGCGUGUCGGGCGACAGGAGAAUCCGCAUUGCGAAAUCGUUUCGUUUGAUCGCGAUUGUGCUAAUGCGUUUCAGCACUACGUGAAUGAGACGCUGGCUUUUGCGGUUAAGAGAGGUGGGUUUAUGUAUGGGACUGUUUCGGAGGAAGGGAAGGUUGAGGUGAAUUUUAUAUAUGAACCGCCGCAACAAGGUUUGGAAGAGAAUCUUAUGUUUUUUAGGGAUCCUGAGGAGGAGAAAUAUGUGGAAGCUAUUGCGGCGGGGUUAGGGAUGAGAAGGGUUGGGUUUAUUUUUACUCAGAGUGUGAGUCAGGCGAAAAAGGAUUAUACUUUGUCUUAUAGGGAAGUGUUGCAGGCUGCUGAGUAUCAUGCGGAGAGUGGUUUGAAGGAGUGGGUUACUGCGGUGGUGAAGCUUGAGGUGAAUGAAGAAGCGGGUGGUGCUGAUGUUCAUUUUGAAGCUUUUCAGAUGAGUGAUGUGUGUAUUAGGUUGUUUAAGGAAGGUUGGUUUGACACUGAGGUUAAGGAGGAUCAUGAUCCUAAGUUGUCUAUAAUGAAGAAGGAUGUGGUUGUUGGUGUUAAGGAUACUAAAGAGGUUGAUAAUGAUUUUUUCUUGGUGGUUGUCAAAAUCUCUGAUCAUCAGGGUCCUCUUUCGUCAACAUUUCCCAUUGAGAACCGGAAUACUCAAGUGACUGCAAAGGCGCUGAAGAAUCAUCUUGAACGGACUAAAAAUCUUCCAUUUGUGAAGCGAAUUUCAGAUUUUCAUCUUCUUCUCAUACUCUCAAGGGUUUUGGACGUGAAUGCUGAUGUUCCUGCAUUGACAGAAUGUGUACUGACACAGAGUGCUGUAGCAGAAGGUUACCAGAUCCUUAUUGAGUCCAUGGCUAGUGCUGCUUAGUGCUUUAUGCAGGUGCUCGGGGCUCAUGUAGGACUAUGACCAAAAAAAAACAUGCACUAUAUGUUCUGGUCCUUGACACUAAUUUAGUGCAUAUUUCCCAAUUGCGCACACAAUGUUUAUAUGUUGUUUACUUAUAACAUUACUUCUCGUGGCAUUGCUGCAUAAAUGAACUAAUAUUGUGAUCCA